Symbiodinium sp. CCMP2592 is the source of this 2358-nucleotide messenger RNA. Lineage: Eukaryota; Dinophyceae; Suessiales; Symbiodiniaceae. The record is from the annotation of a GenBank genome assembly.
AUGGAGCGCGAUGACUCCUUGUUUAACGUCGACUCUGGUUUGGAGGUGAAGAGCACCGUGACAACGGAGGGCCUGGGCUUGCUGGGUCGGGAAAGCAAUGUGUCACGAAUUCACAAAGCUGCAGAAAAAUAUCGAGGAGUAGCACGACAGCUGCUGGGUCGAAAGGACCUGGAAGCUGUACCUAGAGGAGUGAUGCAGCGCGUCAUCACUACUCGGCAGGAGAGAUUUUAUGGCUGUCUGUCACUUCCUGUGAACUUGCUGUUUUUCCUCUGCUUCGUCAUCGCGGUUGCAAUGCACGAAGAUAUCACCACAGUAUACAUGGUCGAGUCUGGGCUUAGGACACACCUUUCCGAUGGGUCAGAUGACAUCGGCGACACGGAGGGCAUUUGGUCCUGGUUAGAGGGGGAGCUUAUGCCUAAGCUCUUUCUGCAGUCUGAUUCACUUGGUGUACCGUACCAGAACAAGUCCAUGUGGAGCCGAGUCCUGACUUACAAUCAGGUUACAGGUCCUGUGGUACUGGAACAGCAGCGGAGCACAAAGACCUUGUGCGAAGAGGGAGAGGGUGUUGCCGGCGACAUGUACUGCUACGGUCAGAGAACAUCCUCACGCGACUCUUUCGGUUCCAAUCAGGUGCUUCCGAUCACUGCGCCGGAUCCUCGCGAGUACGAGGGAGGAGCUGUGACGCCAGCACAGAGAAGAGCAUACUAUGACUCUGCUUUCGAAGUAGCACCAUCCUCCUCACGAAGGCUUGCUGAGGACACUCGGCCAGAAUUCGAUUUUCUGCUGCCACGAAGCUUUCCAGAGGAUACUUUCCAAGUGGCCAUCUACCCGAACACGCCGUCUGAUCUUAUAGCAGAGCAUGUCGCCUACAUCAAAAACCGUGAAUGGUUAGAUGUGCGAACGAAGCUUUUGAAGAUUAAUGCCGUGCUCGUGAAUGCUGAAGUCGGAAGGCCUCGGCUGCAGAAGUUCACCAUCGAGUUGGCGCAAAGCCGCGGAGGAGGCUUCUUCAAGCAGGUCAGGGUUAAUACGCUGUUCCUCGAGAUGUUCCCUGGCGUUGCGAGCAUCGUGUUUGACAUCCUCUUUGCAGUAUUCUUGUUAGGCUUCUUCCUGUCCGAGUGUUUCCAGCUCGGAAAGGCGAUCGCCAGGCGGAAGGGCUGGAAGCACAUCAAAAAAGGGUGGACCCUGUUGCAAUGGCUCACUAUCUUUGGUGGCGCUGCUGUCCUCAUCGGCUACGGGUAUGAAAUGUUUUUGCGCGAAGAUGUUGUCUCGGCAUACAAAGCAGUGGUUGCAAAUGCGGAAGAGGAUCUUCCUGCAGACACUAGCACUGGCAUCGCGCUGCUAAAUGAGGUUGAACAAAUGAGCUGGUUCGUGGUCAACUUCCGGGUGGUUACCGGUCUGUACUGCUUGCUUCUCAUGGUGCGCUUCUUCACCGCCUUUGGAGCGCAGCCACGACUAGCCGUGGUGACCAAGACGUUGGAGGUCAGCGCCUUCGACAUUGUCCACUUCCUGGUAGUUUUAGCCCCGACAUGGCUGGCUUACGCUCUGGCCGGGUGCUUCAUCUUCGGCCGAAGGAUGGAGGAGUUCGCGACUUUGGACGCUUCGAUCGGCUACUGCUUCAAGCUGAUGAUUGAGGGAGAGUAUGAUUGGCCCUACUAUUCGGAAGAGAAUUACUUCACCACGAUGUUCUGGAUGUGGACUUUCAUGGUGUUGCUAAAUGUGGUCAUGUUGAAUCUGGUCCUAGCCAUCAUUUUGGAUGUCUACGGCUCGAUUCGGAGGGAGACUGGCAAGAGUGAGACGGCGUGGCUCACACUCUGGCGAAUGCUUUUGCAGCUCUGGUACCGUCGGGUCUGGGUGAAGAGUGCAACACUGCUGCAGGCUUUAGAGGAGCUGCCAGCUGAGAUCCGACGUGAAGACCUGCAAGAGAAGUUCCCUUCCAUGUGCAACGAGCAGCUCAAGGUCUUGUUCCAGGAGUGCCACUUCCAGGUCCAAAUGGACGAUCAAGCAGCCUCUCAGAGCAAGCGGUGCAUGAAAAUGGCACUGUCCUGCAAACUAGCGUUGGAUCAGGUGACAGACACAGUCAAAGCACUGCACAGUGGCACCAUUGAGACCGGCGGGCAAGACGGUCCCGCCUCAGACUGGGUCCAGAAAGUCGCGGAUGAAGUGGCAGAGCAGAACCAUUACAUGUCGACACUACGAAAAAGACUGGAGACGGUCCAGAAGCAGUGGGAGGCCAUCAAGCAGAAAGAGCAGCCUCGGCACGACUUGAAUUAUGGGAUGGGUCAACGGCGGUCGUCGGCUUCCGCCCUGAUGCUGGCCGGAAUAGUAGCAUCAAGGAAGCAUUUCCGAAACCCUUCUUAA